Messenger RNA from Vitis riparia (riverbank grape), 3941 nucleotides. RefSeq names its product phosphoglucan, water dikinase, chloroplastic. The transcript has 19 exons. Gene Ontology annotation, molecular function: starch binding; kinase activity; ATP binding. The record is from RefSeq and is a predicted model, not a curated record. Gene Ontology annotation, biological process: phosphorylation. Lineage: Eukaryota; Viridiplantae; Streptophyta; Magnoliopsida; Vitales; Vitaceae. The annotation marks the transcript as partial.
CCCCGGCAUGUGACCUUCUCUACUGUUACUAUAGCCCAGCAAUCCGGUCUCUACGAAACGACACCGUUUCAUAGCAACGAAGGGAAUGGAUUCUCUGCGUGUACUGCAGUGCUCCACCUCUGCGCAGUAUCAUUACAUCUACGCAAGCAACUGGAAUUCCCCCUCCAAUGCCGAAGCAAUUUCUUGAAGCCAAGAAUCUCACAUUCGUUUCGGAAUUUAGGGUUUUUGAAUCGUCGGAUUCUUUGUGGUGUUUCCUCAGUUUUGACAAGAGAGGAAGAGAAGAAGAUGGGGACGAGGACAGGGAGUGGGAAAGUUAAGCUAAGUAUUCUACUCAAACACCAGGUUAAAUUCGGAGAGCAUGUUGUGAUGUUGGGGUCCACGAAGGAAUUGGGAUCAUGGAAGAAGAAUGUGCCGAUGAAUUGGACAGAGAAUGGAUGGGUGUGUAAGUUGGAGUUGAGAGGAGACGAGUCAAUUGAGUACAAAUUCGUGAUUGUGAAGAGGGACAAGAGCAUGACAUGGGAAGGUGCAAAUAACAGGGUUUUGAAGCUGCCUAAGGAAGGGAGUUUUGGUGUAGUUUGUCUAUGGAAUGCAACCGGGGAGGCUGUGGACUUAUUACCUCUGGAUUCGGAGAAGGAUGAGGUAGAAUUUGAUCAUAUGGAUGAAAUUGGAUCUGCUGAUGUUGAUGGUGCUUCUGUUUUGGAAGUUCAGACAAGUCCUUUUGUUGAGCAGUGGCAAGGCAGGUCAGUUUCAUUCAUGCGAUCAAAUGAGCACCGCAACCAAGAAACACAACGGAGAUGGGACACUUCAGGUCUUGAAGGGUUCGCUCUGAAGUUAGUUGAAGGUGAUCGAAAGGCCAGAAAUUGGUGGCAAAAGCUUGAAGUUGUACGUGAGCUUUUAGUUGGAAAUCUGGAAAGUGGAGACCGGUUGGAAGCUCUCAUUUUUUCUGCCAUCUAUCUAAAGUGGAUCAACACAGGGCAAAUACCUUGCUUUGAAGGUGGUGGUCAUCACCGUCCAAACAGGCAUGCUGAAAUUUCCAGGCUUAUAUUUCGUGAAUUGGAAAGAAUUUCUUGUAUGAAAGAUACUUCACCGCAGGAAGUACUUGUCAUUCGCAAGAUUCAUCCAUGUUUGCCAUCUUUUAAGGCAGAAUUUACUGCAUCUGUUCCCCUGACUCGAAUUAGAGAUAUUGCUCAUCGGGGUGAUAUCCCUCAUGAUCUCAAGCAAGAAAUCAAGCACACAAUACAAAACAAGCUCCACCGAAAUGCUGGCCCAGAAGAUUUGGUUGCUACAGACGCAAUGCUUGCAAGAAUUACUAGGAACCCUGGAGAAUAUAGUGAAACAUUUGUAGAACAAUUCAAGAUAUUUCAUCACGAACUCAAAGAUUUUUUCAAUGCUGGAAACCUUACUGAACAACUUGAAUCAAUAAAAGAAUCUUUUGAUGACCGAAGCUCAUCAGCCCUUACAUUAUUUUGGAGUGCAAGGAGAUUGGAUAAUUUGGAAGAAUCAAGUAAUGCUUUGGAUAAAAGCAUUGAUUUGCUGCUCAAAACUGCACAAUCUUUGAAUGCUCUUAGAGAAGUAAUUGUGAAGGGUCUUGAAAGUGGUCUCAGAAAUGAUGCCCCUGAUGCUGCAAUAGCAAUGCGUCAAAAGUGGCGUCUUUGUGAGAUUGGCCUUGAGGACUACUCUUUCGUUCUUUUAAGCAGAUUUCUCAAUGCACUUGAAGCUGUUGGAGGGGCUCAACAACUCAAGGAGAAUGCAGAAUCAAAGAAUGUAAGCUCUUGGAAUGAUCCACUUGGUGCCCUUUUUAUUGGAAUCAGUCAGCUGGGGCUAUCUGGUUGGAAGCCAGAAGAAUGUACUGCUAUUGGAAAUGAAGUCCUUGCAUGGAAAGAGAAAGGUCUUUCUGAAAGAGAAGGCAGUGAAGAUGGGAAGGCUAUUUGGGCAUUAAGGCUCAAAGCUACUCUUGAUAGAUCAAGGAGGCUGACUGAAGAAUAUUCUGAAGUACUUCUUCAGAUGUUCCCUCAAAAAGUUGAGAUGCUAGGAAAAGCUCUUGGGAUACCAGAAAACAGUGUGAGGACAUAUACUGAAGCUGAAAUUCGUGCUGGUGUAAUUUUUCAGGUCUCAAAACUUUGUACGCUUCUUUUAAAAGCUGUUAGAAGCACACUUGGGUCACAAGGUUGGGACGUUAUUGUUCCAGGAGCUGCUCAUGGAACCCUAGUCCAGGUUGAGAGCAUUAUCCCAGGUUCACUGCCAUCAUCUGUCACUGGACCUGUCAUUCUUGUGGUGAACAGAGCAGAUGGAGAUGAAGAGGUAACAGCUGCAGGGAGUAACAUAAUGGGAGUGGUCCUUUUGCAAGAACUGCCUCACUUAUCACAUCUUGGUGUCAGGGCCCGACAGGAGAAAGUCAUCUUUGUGACAUGUGAGGAUGAUGAUAAAAUUGCUGAUAUACAAAAACUCAAUGGAAAAUGUGUGAGGUUAGAAGCCUCCUCAGCAGGAGUUAAUAUAUUUCUGUCUUUGUCGGAUAAUAGCACUGAAGAUUUCCCUGGGAAAGAUCUUUCAGGUAAUGGUUCAUCGACAGUUGAAGCCCCAAAGGUUAAUAAUUCUUCCUGGUCUACAGACAUAGCCUCAGGCUCUACUCAGGGUAAUCAUACACAAGUAGUUGUACAGCUUGCUGAUGCAGACACACAAACUUCUGGUGCAAAGGCUGCUUCUUGCGGUCGCCUAGCUUCUUUGGGUGCAGUUUCUGAUAAAGUUUACAGUGACCAAGGGGUGCCUGCUUCAUUUAAGGUUCCUACAGGUGCAGUGAUUCCUUUUGGAUCCAUGGAACUGGCACUGGAGCAAAGCAAGUCAAUUGAAGGCUUCAUGUCUCUUGUAGAGAAGAUAGAAACGGCCACUAUGGAAAGUGGUGAUCUUGACAAACUAUGCUGUCAGCUCCAGGAACUGAUAUCUUCCCUGCAGCCCUCAAAAGAAAUCAUCCAACAGUUGGAGGAAAUAUUUCCAACAAAUGCACGUCUAAUUGUUCGUUCAAGUGCGAAUGUCGAGGAUUUGGCGGGAAUGUCAGCUGCUGGACUUUAUGAAUCAAUUCCCAACGUUAGCCUCUCAAAUCCAAUAGUUUUUGGAAAUGCUGUUAGCCGUGUCUGGGCUUCACUGUACACUAGGAGAGCAGUUUUAAGCCGACGAGCUGCUGGAGUGGCACAGAAGGACGCUACAAUGGCAGUCCUGGUCCAGGAAUUGCUUUCACCAGAUCUGUCCUUUGUGCUCCAUACGCUCAGCCCAACAGACCAUGAUCAUAAUUCCGUUGAGGCAGAGAUUGCUCCUGGUCUUGGUGAAACCCUGGCUUCAGGCACCCGGGGCACUCCAUGGCGCCUUUCAUCUGGAAAAUUUGAUGGGCUAGUCCGUACGCUGGCAUUCGCAAAUUUCAGUGAGGAGCUGUUGGUACUUGGUGCAGGACCUGCUGAUGGAGAGGUUAUCCGCUUAACCGUAGAUUACAGCAAGAAACCUAUGACAAUUGACCCAAUCUUUCGCAGGCAGCUUGGUCAGCGUCUUGGCGCUGUUGGCUUCUUCCUUGAGCGCAAGUUCGGUUGCCCACAGGACGUGGAAGGGUGUGUAGUUGGAAAAGACAUCUUCAUUGUCCAAACUCGCCCCCAACCCCAGUAAGAGCUUUAACAAGAAAUCACAUAUGGUAUCACAAAGGAUGUGAGCUAUCUGGGUGCGGUUUUGAGCACUUUGGCAGGCAUGCUUAUAGAAUAAGCCAUAAUUUGGCGGUGUAAUUUCAUAUACUAUUACACGUACUUUUGCCUAAAGUGCAGAUGAAUAAGUUGUAAUCCCAAAGAGUAUAAUUGCAGUCCCAUCUGUGUGCAUUGUGUCAUUUUUUUUCUGAAAUAGCUGGAAAAAACCGAUGUCCUCGCUGGAAAUCUGAAUAACAAGAGUUGUACAGUGCGUUCUAUGCA